Messenger RNA from Fusarium vanettenii 77-13-4, 1383 nucleotides. RefSeq names its product carbohydrate esterase family 3. NCBI's taxonomy places the organism in Eukaryota, Fungi, Ascomycota, Sordariomycetes, Hypocreales, Nectriaceae. The transcript has 7 exons. Gene Ontology annotation, molecular function: phosphatidylcholine lysophospholipase A1 activity. Bases 1 to 1383 code for a protein of 460 amino acids. The record is from RefSeq and is a predicted model, not a curated record.
AUGGAGGAUGAGAGUUCUGGCUCUUGCUCCAUUGAUCUGCCCGACGGAGACGUCGUUUUGAAGUACAAGCAAACCGAAGCUGGGGAGCCUGUGAAGAAAGGCACAAAGCUGCGGAUUCUUCCAGUGGGCGAUUCCAUCACCGUCGGAUACUUGAGCGACAGGAAUGGCGGCGACGGUAACGGCUACCGGGGCCGGCUCAAGAAGGAUUUGUCUGGUGAUGAAGUUGUCUUUGCGGGGACAGAGUCAUCCGGCACAAUGAGUGAUGGUUACUACGCAGCUUGGUCUGGAAAGACCAUUCAGUACAUAUCUGAUCAUGUCCGUCCGUCAUUGGAGCAACGGCCAAAUAUCAUCCUGUUAGCAGCAGGGACGAACGACAUGAACCCGAACCGCGGCAUUUCCAAAGAAGGGAACGACCCCAAGGGAGCUGCUGAUCGACUGGGAAAGCUGGUCGACAAGAUGAUCAAGGAGUGUCCGGACGCCACCAUCCUAGUUGCGAUGAUCAUCAACACCUGUGACGAGAAGCAGAGUCCAGCAACGAAAGAGUUCCAGAAACUCAUUCCCGACGUGGUCAAGUCACGGAGGGAAGAUGGUCACCAGGUCCUCGCAGUCGACUUCACCACCUUCAAGACGAGCGAUUUGCAGGACUGUAUCCAUCCCACGAACUCAGGUUACAAGCUCAUGGGCGACUAUUGGUACAGCUUCAUUCACCAGAUCCCCACCAGCUGGAUCAAAAAGCCCGUCGGGUCCGACCCCAACAGCGGCGGAAGCGGCAACAACGGGGGGGAGAGUUGGACUGCCUGUAACAAAAACCCCAUUUGGAAGGGUGCGGGAAAGAUUGCUCAGGGUAACGUGGGCCACAACGGUGACUGGAAGUACCACAAGAAUUGGGUUGCCGAGGGAGAGGUUGCUGAGGGACUUGGGUGGGACACUCGCUAUGUCCCAGGCAACAACAACAGCAUUAUUGGCAGUGGCGUGGGCCCAGCAGAGACCAUCUUCCUUGCGGACAUGAACGGAGACGGCAUGGACGAUUAUCUUGUUGUUGAUCCAGAUAAUGGCUCAGUCCGGGUCUGGUGGAACUAUGGUCCCGACGAUAACUGGGUCAACGGCUGGAAGUUUGUGCCCGGGGGCCAGAUCGCGUCAAGCGUUCCACAUGCCAACCUCGAGACUAUACGAUUCCCUGAUGUCAAUGGCGACGGCAGGGCUGACUAUGUGUACAUCGGCGAAGGGGGAUCCUUGAAACACCACAUGAACACUGGGUCGGCUGGAGGGCAAGAUGUGCUCUUCCAUGCCAUGGGUGGUAUUGCAACGGGCGCCGUGAGGAACUUGUCUAACCUGGUAUUCGCUGAUGUGAGUUUCCCCUGCCUCAAUGGCCAUACGCGGUGA